AAGCAUCUGCACUUUUUGUUUUGUUGAUAACCAUAGAUAGGGUGGUAGCUAUCAAAUUUCCCUUUUCAAGACGUAAUAAGGUGUUGGUGAUAGGAUCAUCUGUAUUGGCAUGGAUUAUUGCUAUUUCUUUGUCUUUGCUUCCUGUAUUGCCAUUUAAUUUGUCAAUGUUUGAAGACUUUUAUGCACAAUCUCCUGUUUGUAUAUCUCUGCCAUUAUCAGUCCAUAGGCAGCUUGGUUGGCAAUAUUCAAUGAUUAUUUUCAUUGGCUUAAAUUUCCUUAUAUUUCUUGGCAUCAUUUUUGGACAAUUUCUUAUCCUGUAUGAAGUAAUAAAAUCCGGAAGCAAUAGUCAGGCCUCAAACAUACGUCGAAGGGAGGUAACUCUCGCCAAGUCUGUUGUAGCCUUGGUUGUCACUGAUCUUCUUUGCUGGAUACCUAUAGGAAUAAUCGGAAUGUUGACCUUUUCCGGAACAGAUGUGACACUGGAAAUCUACGCUUGGAUCAAAGUGCUUGUUUUACCUGUAAAUUCUGCAAUUAAUCCGAUUCUUUACACACUGACUGCUAUAAUACGGAACAGGGGACGCCAUCGGGUUAGUGAAAGCAAUCUACAAAGAGAAAAGGAGUUGCUAGGUCAGGAAAUCUCUCGACUGAAGAUAGAAUUGAAAACUCUUAAAGAAAAUACUUAAAAAGUCACAUGAUAGGACAACAAAAAUGACCUGAAGAAAUUGUUUUUCGCUUCUUAUGUAUACAUCUUUUAUAUGGAGUUGAAUGUCAUUUAUUUCAUUUGGCAUACUAUAUCUUUU
Messenger RNA from Saccostrea cuccullata (small rock oyster), 800 nucleotides. RefSeq names its product G-protein coupled receptor GRL101-like. Gene Ontology annotation, biological process: hormone-mediated signaling pathway; activation of adenylate cyclase activity; adenylate cyclase-activating G protein-coupled receptor signaling pathway. Bases 165 to 683 code for a protein of 172 amino acids. The transcript is spliced from 4 exons. Lineage: Eukaryota; Metazoa; Mollusca; Bivalvia; Ostreida; Ostreidae. Gene Ontology annotation, molecular function: G protein-coupled peptide receptor activity. The record is from RefSeq and is a predicted model, not a curated record. Gene Ontology annotation, cellular component: plasma membrane.